AUAUUGGGAAAAUGGAAAUGGGCUCUUGAAAACUCAUCAAACCAAAAAUGACUUUCUCUGUUUCCAAUAGGCCAUUGAGGAAGAAGGGGGAGACCCUGAUGAAAUGCCAGUGGCUUCAGAAGUUAGCAAUAAAAGAACACCAAAGAGAACUAGCAAAGGGCGAAAACCAGAAGAAGGCAUUGAAGACAAUGGACUGGAGGAAAACUCUAGAGAUGAACAGGAGGAUAUUGAAGCAAGUUUGGAUAACUUGCAGGAUAUUGACAUGAUGGAUAUUAGUGUGUUAGAUGAAGCUGAAAUAGAUAAUGGCAGUGCUGUAGACUGUGGAGAGGAUUACAGUGCUGAUAAUAUUCUUGACUCACUGUCUGAUAGUAAAGACAAUAUUGAUGCAGAAAUGAAAGAACUUCCAGACCAACUUACAGAAAAUGAGGAAGACUGUGAGGAAAUUGGAAACAACGUAGAUGCUGCCUCAUCUGAUUUAAAUAUCAUGAAGAAAAUCGAGGAAUCACCCUUGGAGCCAGAAAAUGAGAAAAUACUCGAGAUUUUGGGGGAAACUUGUAAAUCUGAACCACUUAAAGAAGAAAUUUCCGAAGUGGAGCAGCCAUAUGCACAAGAAGCAAGUAACGCCGUGGCAGGCAAAAAGCUAGCAGAGGAAGAGGACGCUCUUGCUGCCAGUCAGUCGGAGGAAGAUGCUUUAGAUUUGGACAGCAAGUCAGCACAAGAUCUUUCAAGGAAGGAAGCAAAACAUUUAGUUGUAGCAAAAGGGGAGACAAGUGAACAGACAAUAGAUGAAGAGAAAAUGGACUCUGAAUCUUUAGUAGUAGAAAACAUAAGUGAUCAGAGUAGCAAACCAUCACAAGAUCUGGAAGCCUCUAGUGGGGAAACAGCGGAUAAAGAUGCAGGUCCUGAAAUCAAAGAUAGUAAAGAAGAUGCCAAGAAAACAGAAGACAAAGCUAAUUCUGAAGAAUCAUCUGCUACUAAAGAGUCCUCUACCAAUGAGGGCGGUGAUCAGAAAAAGAGCCCUGAGGAGGACAGAGAUACAAAGACAGUGUCAAAAGAUGAGAAAGGUCGCGCUAGUAGCAGUUCUGGUAGAAACUUUUGGGUGAGUGGACUUGCCUCCACUACUAGAGCUACAGACUUGAAGAAUCUUUUUAGCAAAUACGGAAAGGUGGUUGGUGCAAAAGUGGUGACCAAUGCUCGCAGUCCUGGUUCUCGCUGCUAUGGGUUUGUUACAAUGUCUACAGCUGAGGAGGCAACAAAAUGUAUUACACACCUUCACAAAACAGAGUUACAUGGAAAAAUAAUUUCUGUAGAAAAAGCAAAAAAUGAACCUGCUGGAAAAAAACCUACAGAGAAAAAAGAGAGUGAAGUGAAGAAGGAGACAGUUGUCAGUGAGAGGUCUGGCAGUGUUAAAAAGGAUGAGAAGACUGACCAACAAGAUGAUGCUAAGAAAGCAGAAGGAAAAGAUGAAAAAGAAGAGAAGGAUAAAGAUGAGCUGAAGUCUGGGUCAUCAGAUCAACUGAAGACUACAAAAUCAGGAAGUAAGGGAGCAGAGAGGAUAGUAGUAAUGGACAAAUCCAAAGGAGAACCUGUUAUUAGCGUGAAAACUUCAACUACAUCAAAAGAGAGAAGCCUUAAGAGCCAGGACCGCAAAUCAGAGAGCAAAGAGAGACAAGGUAUUGUGCCAUUCGACAAAAUCAAAGCACAGCGAAAAAUUAGAGAGGCAGAACAACGCCGCACCCGUGAGCGUCGGGAGAGACAGCAGCAUUUGCAAACCAUACGGGAACGAGAAGAAAGAGACAGGCUUGAGAUCGCUCGAGAGCGCCUACAGAUUGAACGAGAGCGCCUGGAGCGAGAGCGGAUGGAAAGAGAGCGCCUGGAGCGAGAGCGAAUGCACAUAGAACAUGAAAGGAGACGAGAACAGGAUCGCAUACAGCGAGAGAGAGAGGAGCUGCGUCGUCAGCAUGAGCAACUUCGCUAUGAACAGGAACGGCGAUCGGCACUGAGAAGACCAUAUGACAUAGAUGGGAGGCGAGAUGACUCCUACUGGCCAGAGGCAAAGCGAAUGGCGAUGGAUGACAGAUACCAUUCUGAUUUUAGCCGCCAAGAUCGCUUCCAUGAUUAUGACCACAGGGAUCGUGGCCGAUACCAAGACCAUUCUAUGGACAGGAGAGAAGGAUCAAGAACAGUGAUGGGAGAUCGCGAUGGGCAGCAUUAUGCAGAUGAGCGCCAUGGAGGACCAGAUCGUCAUUCACGAGACUCACGGGACAGUUGGGGUGGAUAUGGGUCUGACAGAAGAAUGAGUGAAGGGAGAGGGAUUCCUCCACAGUCUCGAGAUGGACGUGAUUGGGGAGAUCAUGGUCGAAAGUUUGAGGGACAUAAAGAUCGUUCGUGGCAGGGCAGUGCAGAUGGAAUGAUGGGACGGGAUCAUGAGAGAUGGCAAGGUGGUGGUAGAGGCAGACCAGGCCAUGCAGUGCAUCGGGGAGGCCUGUCAGGGCGUGGCAGCUUCAUGCAGAGUGGCAGUCAAGGCCAGAUGGUGCAUGGCGGAGGGAUUCAAGGGGAAGGAUUUGCAGGCCAGGAGAGAGCAAACAGACCCAAUGACCCUCGUUUCAACCGUCGCUACUGAAUGUGUUUUAAUUUUUUAAUGUGAGAUGGCAACAGAGGUGAAUUCUCUAUUACCCAGGGUUACCGUUAAUUGUAACCGAUGGGUUACCGUAAAUGUGUAAUUUUUUAAGCUGCUGCCAUAUUAUAUAGCUCACUGCAAUGUGAACUCCUUUGUUUUUGUAAUGUGUUGUUCAUACCCCAUUUAAAAUGUUAGUCGAUGAAGCAUUCCAUUUUCCAUAAAUAAAACCAGUUUACAGUUAA
Molecule: messenger RNA, 2862 nt
Organism: Chrysemys picta bellii (western painted turtle)
Lineage: Eukaryota; Metazoa; Chordata; Testudines; Emydidae
Source: RefSeq, a predicted model, not a curated record